This is a messenger RNA of Dracunculus medinensis (Guinea worm), 660 nucleotides long. NCBI's taxonomy places the organism in Eukaryota, Metazoa, Nematoda, Chromadorea, Rhabditida, Dracunculidae. The record is from the annotation of a GenBank genome assembly.
AUGUACAGUACGGUUCCAUUCACUCCCUAUGCUCAUCUACCCGGAAGCACAACUGGUCAGGCUUUACAGUAUGCACCGAUUCAUCCUAUGGCACAAAUGGGAGUAUUCCCAAAUAACUAUUCCACUGGCAUGAUUACACGUAAAAAUCGACGUGAACGAACAACUUUCAGUCGGCAACAAUUAGAAAUUUUAGAAAAUCUUUUUGCGACAACGCAUUAUCCUGAUGUCUUCACACGUGAGAAGAUUGCUAACCAAAUACAAUUACAGGAGAGUCGUGUGCAGGUAUGGUUCAAAAACCGACGAGCAAAGCAUCGUCAGCAAGAGAAACAAAAACCCAAGAAAAAUGUCACAACUAAUCAAAAAUCCAAUAAUAUGCCUGCAACUUCGCAGUCAAAUCAACAGAGAACGAAUCCUACGCAGUCACCUGAAAGGCAACAUAAUACAUCACAAUCGGAGACUUUUGGACAGAUCGCGAGUGAACCAGAAUCAAAGUUGAUAAAAUUUAUUGCUUAUUACUUCAAUUUUGAAAUAUUAGAAGUGUUAAAGUUAAGAACGAUUGCGCUAAUGGCUGAGCGCAUCUUUUUCGCGCCAAGAGACAGAAACUGGCGUAAUGGACCUCGCAAGUGCAAUCCAGUUCAUGGUACUCUCCAUUCAGUUUAA